Daldinia vernicosa is the source of this 1462-nucleotide messenger RNA. RefSeq names its product CCAAT-binding transcription factor (CBF-B/NF-YA) subunit B-domain-containing protein. Gene Ontology annotation, cellular component: CCAAT-binding factor complex. Gene Ontology annotation, biological process: regulation of transcription by RNA polymerase II. Bases 457 to 1401 code for a protein of 314 amino acids. NCBI's taxonomy places the organism in Eukaryota, Fungi, Ascomycota, Sordariomycetes, Xylariales, Hypoxylaceae. The transcript has a single exon. The record is from RefSeq and is a predicted model, not a curated record. Gene Ontology annotation, molecular function: DNA-binding transcription factor activity, RNA polymerase II-specific; RNA polymerase II cis-regulatory region sequence-specific DNA binding.
CACGUGGUUGUCGAGUUUCCGUCUUUGUUAGGAUCUGGAGCACUGAUCCCACCCCGCGAGAUACAUUCGCUUUGCAUAUGCUCUGGUGCGACCAUCUGCGUGCACCUACCACAUCAUUCAUUGCCAGCUCAUCCGCGCAUAUCCAAUAGAUUGGAUGCACAUCCAGCCUACUUCGCGGCUACCUAAGUGAUCAAGGGCUAUCCCAACGCGUAUGCCCAACUGUAGCCAACCCUACAGCCUUUUAUCUCAAGGACAUCAGGCAACCCAAGCCGAGCUUUGAGCACGGUCUUAGUUUUCAUCAUCUCAGCAAAGAGCCUGUACCACUAGUAUCUUCUAAGUGGCCAACGGAUUUUUAUUAUUAGACCUACCCGCUCGUCUCUGAUUCGCAUCGCAAGAGGCAUCGACGUUUGGGUAUUGCAAAAUCCCUGCCGCCCCGCGCGUUAUCUGUCCCCGAUAAUGAUGGACUACGCGCAAUACCAGCAACCACCACAGUCGGCGCAUUCUGGUUACACAAAUUCUGGUCCUGGGAACAACAUCACGUCCCCGACGAGUCACAGCAUACAUCAACACGGCGUUCAGACUUCGCCAAUCCUACCGUCGCAACACCAAACCUCGACGCCGGGACAAGGACACAACAUGUACCAAACUCAGUAUGGCGUGCCCCAGCAGGGGAUGCACUACGGGGUACCCCAGAUCCAAGCGGCUGCCAUGGCCGCGACCGCUGCCGCUGCCGGUGGAACGGGCUAUUCAUCAUACAUGCCAUCGGAUCCUAGCCUCCCUCAAAAUUCGCCGAGGAUGACGCCCGGAGGGAAGAAAGACUCGCGCGACCCCCGAUCACCUCAGCAGCUGAACAAUGUGAAUCAACUGCCCGGACGACGUCUGAGCCAGGUCACCAGCCCUGGCGUCCCGAGCGCGCCGAUGAUGAACCAUACCGCCGGCCGUUCCGCCGUUGCACCUCCCCCAAUGCCGCCGACACAAUCCAUGCCUCCUCCUCAAUCGCCCGAGAUAGCUGCGGGUGCAGAGGAAUCCCCGUUAUAUGUCAACGCCAAGCAAUUCCACCGCAUCUUGAAGAGAAGAGUGGCCCGGCAGCGCUUAGAAGAAGCAUUGCGCCUGACGAGUAAAGGGAGGAAACCUUACCUUCACGAGUCUCGGCAUAAUCACGCGAUGCGAAGACCUCGAGGUCCCGGUGGACGAUUCUUAACUGCGGAAGAGGUAGCCGAGAUUGAGAAGAAUAGGUCCGCAGGCGAGGACAAGGAUGGCGGCGUGGGCGAGACGGCACCUGUCAAGGCCGGUUCUAAGAGGAAGUCGGACUCCAAUUCCACGGCGCCGAAUAAGAAAGCUAAGACGCAGCCGGAGACGCCCGAUGAUGAUGAAGACGAUGACGCCGAAGAUGAUAGCUGAAAGAAGCUUCAAGCCACAUGAUACUUUGCUUUGUGAGCCGUUACGACGUUACGACAAACUC